GAUUCUCUCAUGUUAAAAUCUUUCACUAAUAAGCGGGUUAAUGAUUAAAAUCUGGUGAGAAAAAUUUAAACCAAUGCAAUAAAUUUUCUUUCAAUGAAAAAUGGCUAAUAUACAAAUCAAUAAAUCCAUUCUAUCCACUGGCAUUUUAAUCACAUUCAUCAACAUUGUAAUACAAUCAAUUGUUAAUAAUGGAUUUUUGGAUGGCUUGAAAAUUGUCAACAGUCAAUAUGAUAAAAAUGUUGGUUGGACAUGUUUACCAGUAUCAUCAUCAUCUUCAUCAAAAGCACAGAUAAUAACUGGCUAUAGUUGUUGGCUUUGUCGUGUAAAUAAUAAGGAUGUAAGAAAUUUUCAAUCAUGUGUUAUUGAUUCGAAUGAAACAUUAUCAAAUAGCCAAACGCCAUAUUUUUCACCACCACCGAUUACAUUUGCUACACACGGAUUGGGAUAUUCUCCGAAGUAUUACUACACGCCUUCAAUAAAAAAACCGGAAAAUGAAAGUUAUAAGCCUAGAAUAAAUCAAACUAUGAUCGAUAGGCAACGAAUCGAAUUUCUCGGCUCAUUUGCAUGUGAUUUUUUUAAAUUACUAGGCAAUUCUAAUCGUGUGUGUCCUAACCGACCUAAAUCAAACAAUAAUAAAUAAUUUUGUUUUUGUA
Molecule: messenger RNA, 653 nt
Organism: Dermatophagoides pteronyssinus (European house dust mite)
Lineage: Eukaryota; Metazoa; Arthropoda; Arachnida; Sarcoptiformes; Pyroglyphidae
Source: RefSeq, a predicted model, not a curated record